Messenger RNA from Suillus fuscotomentosus, 1644 nucleotides. RefSeq lists its product as uncharacterized. Lineage: Eukaryota; Fungi; Basidiomycota; Agaricomycetes; Boletales; Suillaceae. The record is from RefSeq and is a predicted model, not a curated record. Bases 1 to 1644 code for a protein of 547 amino acids. The transcript has 11 exons.
AUGGCCAUGCAAGCUCCCCUUUGGCUCUACUUUCCUCAACAGAAUCAAGCUUUACAAGUCAUCCAACUCCCUACUGACAAUGGCUCAGAGAGUAAGAUGGUAUUGGCCGUCUUGGGUUUUAGCAAUGUAAACCUACCCAUAGUCGGAAUCCUAGCUAUCCCUCAAGGUUCGGGGGACACAGAUUUCCACACUGUGUAUGAAAGACAGCUCGGUGACAGUGAUUUUCUCCGAGCAGUCGUAACUGGAUUCUGUCGACCGGAUGCAUCAGGGCACCCCAGUCGGGUAUGGCUUCUUAACGCAUUGGACCACACAAUCCAAUUUCAUCAGGCUCCGUUUCUGCAUGGUUUUCCUCCUCCAGCAGCUUCGGUUGCCGCUAUCGAUGUCGCACCUGUUUCGCAUGCAUUGCAGCUCUUUGCACCUGCUAUCACAGAUGAAGAGCUGGCAUCGUUGAUGCCAUCCAUUAUGCCAAGUCUUGUCGACAUCGAAUACAAUUACUCCUGCUAUACCGACAAUUCGCUGAUGCAGUUUGAAAUGACUCACAGUGAAGACUUUGAUCCCAUUGUUACAUUCCCCUCCGUCGUUAGUCCAUCAAUUGUGUUUCACCAGGACCUUAUCUGGCGAGGUGAAGAUACUCCAAUGGAGAUCACGCACCGGAGGGCUAUCAACCAUGCAUUAAACGGAUCGCUCUGGAAACGGGUGUUGUUCGUCACGAAGCGCAUAUACGUUGGGAGCUACUUGGUUGGGUUACAAAAUCCAUUUGAGUUUCUUGAAAAACUACCAGGGGCCUUAGCAAGCGACAAAUGCCUACUCUCCAACUGUUUUGUGAUGGCAGUGGAAAUGAGCCAUAUGACAUUGCAAGAACUUCAUGAGCACCCACUGAUGGUAGAAACUCAGACCAGUGUUCAAGCCACUGGAUGGGAUGUCCUUCGCUUGACAUUCUCCAAGUACAUUGAUUCCCGUAACACAGAAAUAUGCAAGGUCAUUCAAGGCUGCAUUCUCUCCGACACAGGAUUCUCAGAUACCAACAAAGAUGAUCAAGACGCUAAGGCUGCUUAUUUCUUUCAACUUCUAUCCUCAGAUGAUCGAAACGAGGUGCGACAAGGUAUUUUAGAAAUUGUACAGCUACACAUGUUCAGCGAACUGGUCUGGGUAUCCGUAUUUCAGAAUAGCAGCGGCUUGACCAAGGGCAACUGCCAAGGGAGAAUGGCAGAUAUAUUCCCCGAACAAAUCCAAGGUCAGGAUGGCCUAUUAGGCUCAGGUCUAGUUGCGAAUUUGCUGACUGUGGUAUACCAUGCGCUCCAUCUCUGGCUCCCAGAUAGAACUCCAGGGCGCAAACUAUCUGCCAUGCAUCAGAUCAUUAUGGCAGCAUUGGGAAACCUGUAUGCUAAUGAAUACCAGUUCCCUCAAUUCCAUGAGAUGAUGAGGAAGUUGCCUUUCAUCAUGAUUUCAAAUGUCCUACCUAUCGACCCCAAAUUAUUGGAGCCAAAAAUGUCUGUGAAUGACAACCGGCUAAGAAACACGGGCGACAUUUUACCAAUCGUGAUGUAUGCAACGGACUCCACUCACCCCGGCCUUCCCAACGCGGUAUUCACUUCCUUACACUCGCAACAAGCCAUGCAGGAAGUCGACAGUUCAUGUUUCUAG